AACCGAAUGAAGAGCUGCUGUUUUACUUUGGAGGAAGCCCUUCUCAGAGGUUCACAGUUCCUAAAAUGGUCCGCUCCUGAUGAUUUUUCUCCAAAAUGGUUUUUGAAUCAUACGUUGUCGACCUAGUUAAUAAAUUUGGAGGCCAAUUUCUGGAAAAUCUUGAUCCUUCACAGCUAAAACUCGGUAUUUGGGGAGGAGAUGCAAAGCUUGAAAAUCUUAUUCUCAAAGAGAGUGCCUUAGAUGAUUUUGAUCUACCCGUCAAAGUAGUCAGAGGUCACUUAGGAAAGUUGGUACUGAAGAUACCAUGGAAGAAUUUGUACUCAGAGCCUGUUGUUGCUAAGAUUGAUGGGCUUUUCCUGUUGGUCAGACCUAACACAGGGAUCAAAUACCAUGCAGAGAAAGAAGAAAAAGCUGAGCAAGAAAAGAAAAACAGACAGUUAGAAGCCAUAGAAUUGGCCAGAAAAUUAGAGGAAGAGAAAAAGAAAGCAGUUGCGGGCACAGGAGAUAAAGAAGAUGAAUCAAGUAAUAGCUUUGUUGAGAAGCUGGCAAUGCAAGUUGUCAAGAACUUACAGAUCUACAUCUCAAAUAUUCAUGUGCGUUAUGAAGACACAGUUUCAAGUCCAUCCUCUCCUUUUUCUAUUGGCAUAACCUUGGAAAACUUAUCUGCUCAGACUACAGAUGAGAAUUGGUUACCAAGUAUUGCCGGCCAAGCUGUUAGGAUUGUUCACAAGUUGGUGGAGCUCAACAGCCUUGCUGUUUACUGGAAUACUAAUGAUGAUGUUGGCAAAAUACCGUCACAGGAAGAUUGGGUGAAUUUUGCAAAGGGUGGUAUUGCCAAGACAAUACAAGGAAAUUACAAGCCUAAAGAUUACAAAUAUGUACUACAGCCAGUCUCUGCUACCAGUAAAUUGAAGCUGGACACAAAACCUGGAACUGAUCUCACUAGUCCAAAGGUAUACCUUGCUUUAGUCCUGGAAGAGAUCUUUCUAAACCUGACCAAGGUUCAGUAUCAUAACAUCAUGGAACUGUUGGAAUCCUUUGACUAUAUGUCCAGGAAUACCCCAUUCAGAAAGUACAAACCGCUUGAAGCUCUCCAUGGAAAUGCAAAAAAAUGGUGGAAGUAUGCAAUAGAUGGUGUCUUGGAAGAAGAUGUUAGAAGGAGGCACAGGAAUUGGUCCUGGAAACACAUGAAAAGUCACAGAGCCAUUUGUAGAGAAUACAAGGCCCUUUACAAGAAGUUGCUACUACAGGACAAACUUUCAAAAGAGGAGAAAAAGAACUUAGAGAACUUAGAAACAAAGCUGGAUGUGCUGAAUAUUACAAUUUGCAGACAAAGAGCUGAAUUCGAGGAAGCUGCUGCUUUGAGGAAGAAGAAACGAAAGGCUGAGGAGAAGAGCAAGGAGGGUUUUUUCUCUGGCUUUUUUGGAUCUGGAAAGAAGAAGGCAAAACAAAGCGAAGAAAAAGAAAUUCUUACUGAGGAGCAGAAACAAGAAGAGUUGCAGAAACUGUAUGCCGCCAUUGGGUACAGUGAGAAUGAAGUCAUUACAUCAUUUCCUAAAGAGUAUGUGGAAAAUAAGGUUGUUGUUCACCUCAAGCAAAUUGGUAUUGGGUUAAGAGAUGUUGAUAACCAAAGCAAAAAAUUAAAAGACAUAUUAAGACUAAGUAUCCAAGAUUUGUAUGCUGAUUUGGCUCAAAGGCCUUCAGCACAGGCCAUUGUUGUUUCUGCCAAAGUCGAUCAAAUGAGGAUGUUUGGAGCUCAUUCUAAAACCAAAUAUUUACCUCUGAUGAUAACAUCUCAGCUUGGCAAAGAGGACCAAUCAGAACAUACUCUUCCAUUAUUCAAUGCUUCAUUUGAAACAAACCCACUGGAUGGGAAGUGUGAUCAAAGAGUUAAAGUCAAAUCACAGCCAAUAAAAAUUGUCUAUGAUUCAAAUACAAUUGAUCAGAUCAUGGCUUUCUUUCAACCACCAAAAGGAGUACAGCUACAAGAAUUAUCAGCAGUAGCUAUGUCAAGACUAGAGGAGUUGAAAACAGCAUCUAAAGCCAGUCUUGCCUAUGCAGUGGAGCAUCAUAAGAUUACAGAUGUAAACAUUGAUGUGAAGUCUCCCUAUGUCAUCAUACCUGAGGGUGGCCAAUUUGAAGGGUCAUCAAAUCUCUUGGUAGUAGAUCUUGGGCAUCUCAAUAUAACAAGUGAUCCUGAACAGGAAAGGAUUGUUUCCACUAAGCUCAACCAACAGUCAAACAACUCUUCUUCUUUAUCUUACUUGGAGACUCUAAGCCUGGAAGAGCUAGAAUCCAAGUGCUAUGACAAGUUUGAUAUCAAAUUAGAAGCCCUUCAGGUGUUGGUUGCAACAAAAGGUGAUGCAUGGGAUGCUGCACGUCAGACAACCUUAUCCAAGCUACACAUCCUUGAUCCAAUGGAACUGAAUCUUAAACUUCAGAAAGCACUAAACCCUGAUGAUCUCAGGCUCGCACAAAUAAAGUUGUCUGGCAGCCUUCAUUCCAUUAAUCUUCGUGUCACAGACAAGAAACUGGAACAAAUAAUGAAGGUGUUUGAUGACCAUGGGAGAAGGCUUGUAGAUUAUAACACGGUAAAGACAACUGGUCUACAUCCGCUAGAAGGUGCUCCAGCUACUGAUGAUGAUGAUGAUGAUGAUGAUGAUGAAGAAUUCUCCACGCCUCCUGAAGACUUGGCAUCAAAGACAGAGAGUGACAGACUGGAAGCUAAGAGAGCUAUGUCUAAGCAAGUCGUUGUUGCUGUUAACUUUGAAAUCGAGCAGGUUGGUGUGAGUGUAGGCUUUGAAGACGACGAAGGGAACCAAACACCAUGUCUUGCUGUUAGCCUAGAUCAUCUUGGGACUAAAGUGACAAUGCAUCCAUAUGACCUCAGUGUUAAAGCAUCUAUUGGAUCCUUUGCUGUGAAGGAGAUGAGUAAUGGCUUGAAUGGAGAGCCUAUAUACCUCGUAAAGACACCUAAGGAUUCUGCUCUACUUUCUGUCGACUAUGUGAAGGCUGACAAGGAAUCACCAGAUUACCUUACCACAUUCCUGUCCACAGAGCAGUCUAUUAUCGUAGACUUUACAUUUCUUACGGUGCUGUUACAUCAAGAGGCUCUACUCAGGCUCAUGGACCUUUCAACCAAACUUAUCCCGUCACUGGAAGAAAAUAAACAAACGAUAGUGGACAAGUCCCACGAGAUACAAGGAGAAAUCGCUAAACAUAAAAGCAAGAGCACCACAAACCUACCGGUUAAGAAAGGCAAGAAAAAGAACAAGAGUGACACCCUGGAUGUCAUGGUGGACGUCAAGGCUAAACUGGGUGGAAUAUCUGUGCUAGUGACUUCAAAACAAGGCGGGGAUAUCACUAGUAUUCUGAUUGGAGGUGUGUCUGCUCAUGUCACUAUGUUGGAUGACAGAACCAAUGUCACUGCUGUCAUGAAGGACCUCUCUGUGAUGGACACCAACAAAGGGGUCUUGUACCCAAAGAUCGUUUCUAUUGUCAAUCAGGAUGUGUUUAACGUUGAGGUGGUUGCCUAUAAUGAUGCCAUGUCUAAUGGUAACUACACUAACAUGGAGGUAGUUGAUACGAGUUUCAAGAUGGACAUUGGUUGUAUUCGGGUCAUCUUUUUGAACAAAUUCGUCAUGCAGUUGUUGGCGUUCUCAAAUAACUUCCAAAAGGCCAAAGAAGCAAUGCAGUACGCAACGAAGACUGCAGCAGAGUCAGCAAGUGCCAGGAUUCAAGAUAUGCAAACCCAGACUUCCCGAAUCAGACUGGCCGUGUCAAUCCAGGCUCCUCUCAUUAUCAUUCCUGUCAGUUCUACUUCCCAUGAUGCUUUGAUAGCAGACUUGGGACAACUUACAGUAGCCAAUACCUUCAAUCUCUUCAAACCCCCUACCAAAGAUGAUGGCUCGGAUGCCGUGAUCGUGGAUAAUAUGGUGGUGGAGCUUAGUUCCGUUAAACUCUCAAGGGGUAAAAUGAAGGAUAGUGAGACGCCUGAAGCCAGUUCUGUUAUAGUAGAACCAAUCAGUAUGGCAAUCUUCCUGGCACGAAAUCUGUCUCCCUGGUGUCAUGACAUACCAGACAUUGAUGUACAAGGCAAGCUCAAGGCUGUCCAGUUGUGCACCGAUGAACAAGACAUUUCUACCAUACUAUCAGUAGUAUUCCAGAACCUCGCUGAAGGCCAGCAAGAAUUAACAGAGUCACCCGACGUACAAAUUGUCUCAGAAGAGGCUCUUGCCCUGGAGGGAGAGGCACCACUUGAAAAGACACAAGAAGAAAAACCGUCCAAAGAUGGCUCCUGGGAUACUGUGAAAUUUUCCUUCGAAAUUGAAAAAGUAUCGGCUUCAGUUUACUGGAAGACAAGCGAAAAGGCGUUAGAAGGCACAAGAGACCCUGCCUGCUGUUUGGGUCAGUUCUCACUUGUGUCUGUUAAGACAAGCGGGAGGGUCAAGUCCAGCAAUGCCCUGAACGCUGAUGUAAGCCUUGAGACGUGUAUUCUUGACGACAAAAGACCUGAAAGUGUAGAAGGCGUAACAAGGAUGAUGGAUCGUUAUGCUGGCGAUGCACGUGAUAUUCCAAAUAUGGUCGAUGUUAAGUUCGAGCAAUCACCCAACCAAGACAAGAACAUCAACAUCGAGGUAAACCAUGUCCACAUCGUUGCAAACCUAGAGUUUCUGCUAGUCUUGUCAAAUGUGUUCACAUCCGCCUUAGCAGCAGCUCCCUCCGCAAUACCUCCAGUUGUCCACGUAGACCCUACACAGGCAGCUGCUUUGGUUACAGCUGCUGGCAUACCAGCAGACCAGGAAUCACCGGAACUAAGACUACAGUUUUCUCUGAGACAACCGGAAAUCGUUCUGUUGGCUGAUGCUAAGGAUAAAGCUACUAAUGCACUGUUUUUAAAGAAUGCUCUGGAUUUCAACAUGAUGGUUACCCAAGGACAGCAGAAAAUGUUUGGUCAUUUGUCUAAUCUGAGUAUCACAUCUGCUGCAUUUGAUCCAGAACACCGAGCAGCCACCAAGACGCAAGUGUUUUACUUGUCGCAGUUAGCACUGCACAUCUCAGCUCCAGAGGGUGAAAGUAUGCAUAUUGACAUAAGAACGAGUGUUGCUCACAUCCAUGUGUCUGCACCAACCAUUAAGACCAUUACUGCAUGCCUGAUGUCACUUGCACCAGCUAGUGAGGACGGCAAUAAGAUAAAGCAAAACACUGAUGAUACUUUAUGGAGUGAGAAGGCUAUCGAUAAGGAAAACAGAUGGUACUUGACACCAGUUCCACAAGACCAAAUCAUCCCUGGUGCUCGUAUCUACGGUCUUUGGCCUAAAAACAACCAUUACUACUCUGGAUAUGUCUCUAAGAUAGACAGCCGUAUUCACCUGAUGUUUGACGAUGGCGACGAGACAUCCCACGACUUGAAUAAUCUUAUAGCAGUUGUACUUGAUAAGAACCCUGGUAAAGACAACCUCAAACUUGGUACCAAAGUAAUCGCGCCCAAUCCUAAAGUCACUUACUACUACUCUACUGCAAAGAUAAUCAAAAAAGAAACAAAGAAUAAUGUGGAAGUUUAUUGUGUACAGUUCAAAGACGGCCAGGAAAGUUCGCACGGGGUCGACAAGAUAAGAGUAUUGACGCACUCUAAACCUGGAGCAAAAGAUGGAGAAAUCAUACCGUCAAGUAUCGUAUUCGUCAGAGAAAAAGAUGGUCGCUAUGCUCAAGGAUUCGUCUCGUCUGAACAGCAAAACAGAUACACCGUCAAGACCUAUAACGGACAAUCGGUGAAUGUCAGCAUCCAUGAUACCCCUGCCAUCGUCCCGGACAGAGUGCCUUUGGUUAACGAAGUUCAUAUCGGAAGUCCUGUGAUUGGUUCAUGGAAAGGCACUGAUAAGUGGUAUUUUGGUCGAGUGAUGAAAUCUAAGAAAGAAAACAAUACGACGUUUUUUUAUAUUUUGUUUGACGAUACUGAUGAGAUCUGGCACAAACUGGAAAAUAUUCGAAUUGUUCCAAUGAAACAUCGUGACGUUCAUGAAGGUGCCAUCGAAGUUGGGAGUUUCGUAUGGGCUUGGUGGUCUGGCAUAAGAUACUUCCCAGGAUAUGUGUCCUUCAAAGGAACCAAGCUCCACGUUGACUUCAACGAUGGUGACAAGUAUCUUUAUGACGUCAAAGAUGCUCAUGUCAAAGUCUUUCCUGAGAUCCUUGCCAACGUCAAAGAGGUUCAUCAAGGGACUCGAGUAUUUGCUCGAUACAAGCGGCCCUCGCCGUAUUAUGCUGCUACAGUCAAAGAAGUUGACAAGUCAAAGAAAAACUUCAAGUUCUAUCAUGUGAAGUUUGAUGAUGGGGAUGAAGAAUGGGUCACCCUGUAUCAUCUUCGCCUUCUGCCAAAGACUGCUGCAGUUGGAGAAGUAACUGGCAAAGAAAGCUCAACCAAAUCCAAAGAACAAGAAAAGGGUAUCAUGAAGAAGAUUGAAGUCGAAGAAGAAAGAAACGAAUUACUAUUGUUCAAUAUGGAAGGAUUUGAAGUCAAGAUGGAAGGAAUGUUUGGUGGUCAACUAAUACCCUUACUGUCAAUGAAUGGGCAGUUACAGGCAGAGGUCAAAGACUGGUCCACAAAGCUUGAAGUCACUGCAGGAGUUGGUCUCAUUGCUAACUACUUCAACGAGCAUGUUUCUGAGUGGGAACCCUUAAUAGAACCAGUCGAAGAAGCUGAUCACAAAUACCGACCAUGGGAAAUCACACUAGAGCUUCAGAUGGGUAGCGAAAAUGGAUCCGACUCAAAUGGUGACGAAAACAACGGUGGAGGUCUUGACGUCAAUGUUGAGCCGUCUAUGUCUUUGUCAAUCGAAUCUAAAGAUGACCUUCAGGUCACAGUCACUAAGACCGGGAUAGACGUCUUCACUAAACUUGGAGCGGCGUUCGGUGAAGCCGUAGCUUUGCAGGGUGGUGCGAAAGUUGCCAUGGAAGAUUUGUCUCCUUAUCUUCUCCAAAAUGAUAUUGGUCUUGGCAUCAAAGUUUACCCUGGAGAUAGCUUAAAGGAUUCACCAACUGCUGACGACACAAAGAAGACAUUUGCAUUGGCCAGCGGACAAAACCUUCCUCUCUACCUCACCCAGGAGGCAGACAAAAGGGCGAGUCGAAGAGUACGAAAUGGAGAAGUUACUGGCAUCACUGUAUCCAUUGAGGUGGAAGGAUAUCAUGCUAUCAAGGACAUCCCCGUCAAACAAGCGAGAAUCGCUUAUUAUUCUCUUAUUCCCAGACAGCUGCUGAGAGGGACAAUGUUGUCUAUGGUUGUCCAGGUGGAGAGUGGGGAAGGUCAGAAGACUGUUACCGUCAGAUCACCUCUGCAGAUAUACAACCAUUUUCCCAUACCUCUUGACCUCUCGUGCAAGAGAGAAACAGAAACCUCUAAAGUUGCCACGAUUCCAGCCCAGAGCAUGUACAACGUACCUCUGAUACUGGCUUACCGAGCUGAACUCCAUCUUAAGCCUUCUGGCUUUGGAUAUAAUGAGACAAGUUCUCCUAUGGUCUGGACACAACUUAGUACAUUGCCAAUGGCACGAUUUGUUUGUGACUCUAAUACGCCAGGAGAAGCUCCUUUCUAUAUUCAGGUUGUAUGCGAGAAAGCACAAUUCACAGUAACACAAGGCGCCCAAAGUCAGGCUCCAACAUACAUCUAUCAUCUCCAUCCAGCAGCGGUACUCCACAACUACCUACCAUACAGUAUACAUUACUCUACAGAGGGCAUUCCUUUUGUGGGUCUAAAGGGAGGCAACCACUGUUCAUUGUAUUCCUUGGAUCUAACAAAGAACGUCCCUCUACACAUCCAGAUUGAUGACUACUUGGGCGAGUCCUGGAAAGGAGAGAUCAUGAUCAAACGUGGCAUGAAUGAACUGUUUUCCUUCACCUUAUCGCCAUCUUCAUCAUCAUCAUCAUCAAAACAACGUCCAGUCGAGCUUGGUGUAUUCACUCAAGUUGACGGGGCGUUGAAUAUAACGAUAUUCAGUCCAUACUGGAUGGUUAACAAGACAGGGAUGUUCAUUGAGUACAAGGCAUCAGACGAGGAUUUUUCAAUUGGUCAUCCAACCACUCAGCAAGAUGCUGUAAUGUAUUCCUACAGGGGCAAAGGAAGUCUUUUUGGCAAGAAAACCACCAAGGUAAGGUUGGCAGAAUCAGACUGGUCCAGCAAGUUCUCCUUAGAUACUGUAGGCAGUGGUGGCUCCAUGAAGAUCAAGCGAUAUGGAAAAGAAGUAGAGAUUGGUAUUCAGAUUUCAUUGUCGUACUUUAGUUUAACUAAGAUCGUCGAGUUUACGCCGCUGCAUCUUCUCAAUAACCGUCUCGAGGUUCCAGUCUAUCUGUGUGAGGCGCCUGAUGAAAAUAAUCUCCUUUGGACGACUGUUAAUCCUGAAGAGUGCACAGCAUUCUGGCCUUCAUCCGUCCCACCCAAGAACCUGAUGAUAAGAGUUGGUAAAGGUAUGGAAAACUCUCCUCGGUUUAACUUUGAACCAGACGUAUCCAUCCUCCUGAGAAUGCCUGAGAUUGGUGCUGUGUGUGUCGAGAUGCUGAGUAAGGAAUCUGCUGCUAUCAUUACAUUCAGUCCUUACUACGCUGGAGCUGCGCCUGUACGCAUCGAAAACUGUACUGCCUUGGAAAUCAACUACAAACAAGACAGUUUAGACACCCAAAUACAUGUACUUCCAGCUGGAAACAGUAUAUUAUAUACAUGGGACAAACUGACAGACGAAAAGAAAUUUGUCUGGUACGCUAAAGGAGAAGAUGAGAAAAUCAAGAGAAUAACURACUUAAUGGAGGUCGGUUAUGGAUCCUUCCAAGUGGAAGGGRAAAACUUCUAUUGGGCGACAUUUUUGGAUGGACUUCAGCGUGUUCUUCUCAUUAUUGAUGACUUCACUCUAGCUUACAGAGCACAACUGGAAAUACCCGAGCGCAUAUCACAGAGUAUUGCCCUUCAACUCCAUGGUAUUGGACUGUCUCUUGUCAACAAUGAAAACAGUACAGAGUUAGCGUACAUUGGAAUCACAGCGAGUGAUAUCAUUUGGGAAGAAAUGAGGAAGAAAGGGCGAUGGAAAGGACUGAAGCUGGGUGUCUCACUGCAGAUCGAGGUGGCCUGGACUCAAUUACAACACGUGAUAACUGUUGGAGGAGAGCCGCACUACAGGCAAAAGAUAGGGGAUAUUGAGGUCGAUUUUGAACUUAUGGAGAUGGUUCGUCCUUCGCGUCGUCCAAUCAGGAGAACAUUUUCUCCAGGAGUGUCAAUCAAAUAUGAGGCAUCUCCACACGAACAGGACCUACACACUAAAGUCAACUCUAUCCAGAUCGACAGCCAGGUUCCAGGGUCUAUUUUCCGCAAGGUUCUUCACCCUGUACCACCCCCUAAAUCUAUUGCUAUUGAUAAUGCACCCAAGCCGUUUAUAGAGAUGAGUCUGUUAAUGAGACAAGUAGAACACAGUCAAGUUCUUGAGAUCAAGUAUUUUAUGGUACUCAUUCAAGAAAUGGAGGUGAUGGUAGACAUGGGGUUCUUGAUGGCCUUGGUGCAACUCUUCUCAAGCGAUACUAUUGACCGCAGCAAAGAGCUUACUGAGUAUGAAGCAGACAAGAAACGAGUGCUUGCUACGCUCGGCGAAGCUCAUGCAGUACAGGCUGCUCUAGGAGACAUGAGAAACUUUUUCGGUGCUUUCCAUUUAUCACCACUCAAGAUACAUCUAAGCUUCUCCCAGCUGGGUGGACCAUCCAGGGAUGAUAGCGAUAAAACCUCUACUCAUAUCGGUGGCAGUUUCAUCAGUCUGUUGAUGCAGAGUGUAGGUGUGGCGGUCACUGAAGUACAAGACGUCGAAUUCAAACUGGCAUACUUCGAGAUCAACAAUCAAGUUUACAACCAACAGCAAUUGAUUGAUGUGAUUCGUAAACAUUACACAAGUCAGGCCAUCAAGCAGAUGUAUGUUCUAGUGCUUGGUUUAGACGUACUUGGCAAUCCAUUUGGUCUUAUCAGUGGCCUUAAGGACGGUGCAAAAGAUCUGUUCUAUGAACCAUACCAAGGACUCAUCCAAGGACCUGGGGAGUUCGCUGAAGGCUUGGCUUUAGGCGUACGCAGCUUAGUAGGACACACCGUUGGCGGUGCAGCCGGUGCAGUGUCACGCAUAACUGGUACAUUAGGUAAAGGUAUUGCUGCUCUAACUAUGGACGACAAAUAUCAGCUGGAAAGAAGACAAGCAAUGGGCAAAAAGCCUGUUAAUGUAGGCGAAGGACUUGCAAGAGGAGGAAAAGGUCUUCUAGAGGGAGUUUUUGACGGUGUAACAGGAAUAGUGACAAAACCUAUGGAAGGUGCAAAGAAACAAGGUGCUGCUGGUUUUUUCAAGGGAAUGGGUAAGGGUCUAGUAGGAGUGGUGGCCAGGCCAGCUGGAGGAAUAGUGGACUUUGCUAGCAGCACCCUUGAAGGAAUCAAAGGAUCAGCGGAUAAUGCUGCAGAAAUCCUGCCUCUAAGACCAGCGAGAGUAUUCUAUGCAGACAAGGUCAUCAAGCCGUACAAUCGAUAUGAAGCCGAAGGGAAUCACAUAUUGCAGGGAGUCAAAGGGGACAAUGCUUCCUUGAAAGAUGAUCRGUACUUUGCACACAGACAGCUAAACAUCAAGAAAGCGUUACUCGUUACGAACAAGCACAUCAUCGUAGCUGGAAAAGCAGAAGUGUUCGGCAACUGGGAAUGUGACUGGCGUUGUAGCUUUGAAGAACUGACAGAUGAACCCACGACUGACAAGAACAAGCUGGUCCUGACUGUACCGCUUAAACGAUCAGUCGAUGAUACCAAACGAACCGCCAGCAAAAAGAAGCUGAAACAACGACUAAAGGACACAGGACGAAAACUGUUUAAACGUUCUGAACAAAGAGCCAUAACUACACCCAGCCCACAAAUAGCCAAGUGGUUUGUAGCCAAGAUCAAAGAAGCAAGAUCAUAAAGUAAAGCAAAAAUCACUUACAAGCUUAGGAUGAUAUGCUCCUUAAUUGUGUAAUUCUACGUUAAGUUUAUAAAACUUCCUAGAAACAAAGAUAAAAAAUUGAAAAUAACUAUUUUAAGUAUUAGUAGCACCUAUAACGUUAAUCUUACGUCCGUUUUUAAUCAGCAUUUAGAAAAUAAGAGAAAUUGAGCCAAUAUUGUGGGCUAUAAAAUAACUAAGAGUUUAACGAAGAUUAUAAAGCUUCUAAGAAAUAAAGUGAAAAUGAUCAGAAGUCAAAUCUAGAGAAAUAAUCGUAGCCUCUUGUGAAAUUCGUACAUUUUUGUAGAAGUUCUUAUGUCGAUUCGUUUUGGAGGAUGUURAUCAAAGUGUUUCCUAAUUGUAUAAAAACACAAAAAUUUCAAGGUCACGUGCGCAUGGAAUGUCAUGGAAACGCUAUGAUUGACGUCAAGCAAAACCGUCGGUCUUCCUCACUAUGGCAAAUUAUACGAUACGCGUGAGAAGCUGUAGUCGUAAAAUUUGUGGGAAUUUAUUUCCGUUUGGUAAAGGAAGUUUGGUUGGAACUUCACAGAACGUUUUUAUAACUUUCUUAUCAAAUUCUUCUGGUCACUAACCUUACUUAAAUAAGUUUUAUGAAGCAGUCAACGGUCGAUGUUCUCAAAGAUCAACUCGUCUUUUCUUUCGUUAGUAAGAUGCACCCAGUCACUUAAAGAUGUCUUUCUGUUUAAUCAGACCACGAUCACGUGGCCAAAGAAAUAAACUAGUGGCUGUCAAUCAAAUACGUGUCGGUAAUAAAUCUAAAGUAAUAAUACAUUAAUACAUUUUGUAAUAAGACUAUCCAUAAAGGUUACAGAACAAAAGGCUAUUUUCAAAUAAACUAGAAUUUAAUUUAGUAAUUAUCUUUAAAUUCAAAAAUACGAUGCUUUCCAAUAGCUCAAUAAAUCUAUGCAUAUCGAUC
Molecule: messenger RNA, 11910 nt
Organism: Actinia tenebrosa (Australian red waratah sea anemone)
Lineage: Eukaryota; Metazoa; Cnidaria; Anthozoa; Actiniaria; Actiniidae
Product: intermembrane lipid transfer protein VPS13A
Biological process (GO): protein targeting to vacuole; protein retention in Golgi apparatus
Source: RefSeq, a predicted model, not a curated record